Messenger RNA from Fomitopsis serialis, 444 nucleotides. RefSeq lists its product as uncharacterized. Bases 1 to 444 code for a protein of 147 amino acids. Lineage: Eukaryota; Fungi; Basidiomycota; Agaricomycetes; Polyporales; Fomitopsidaceae. The record is from RefSeq and is a predicted model, not a curated record. The transcript has 3 exons.
AUGGCGCUAGAGCGGUCAUUAAUUAAUUCAGAGACGAAGAUCAAAGUGAGCACGACCCUCGACAAGUCAGUCGGCAAGAAGCACCUCACGGAUGGCGACCCGGGUACAUGCUGGACAUCUCAGCAAGGCACUCCGCAAUACAUCCAGCUACAGUUCCCCUGCCCGGCGGUACCCAAGCAUCUUUCCAUAACGUUCCAAGGAGGCUUCGUGGGCACAAAAUGCGCGCUAGAGGUGCAAACACAGAGCACAGCUCGGCAGAGUCAGUGGCAGCCCUUCACCCAUGUCUUCCCCGAGGAUGUGAAUCGGAAACAGACGUUCGAACUGGAGACAUUGGACGUGGUGUCGGCAGGCAUCCUAGGCCUCAAGCUAGUGUUUGAGGAGAGUUCGGAUUUCUUCGGUAGAGUAACAGUUUAUGACCUGCAAUUGCAAGGCGUCGUGUUAUAG